AUAUGUUGCUCCUACCUCCAGUUCAAGUAUCAUUUACCAAAAGGAUUUCAGGAGAAGUGGACCCGUGGAGAAAUCUGAGUUGGUAGUUUGUGGCAGCAAGAGUAGGUUAGUAAGGAUCCUGUUGGCUAAAGCACAGGCUUUGGGUAGAAAAGCGGUGUCAAAUAGUUGGAAUAAGUGGCUAGACAAGGUGUGGGAUGUGUAUAAGGAUUUCUGUGAAGUUAUGGAUUUGAGGGCACUUCUAUCUGAGGUUGAUACAUUAGUAUCCUUCAUUGUUUGGCUAAAUUUAACCCAGUCAUUUUCAGAUUGUAUGGAUGUUCUAGCAGUUUCAAGAUCAUACCUAGAGGCCCAGUUUGCAGAUCUUUCCAAGGAAUAUAGAGUUAAGAGGGUUUAUAGAGCACUGUUAAAGGGUUAUAGAAAGGCUAAAGACCCAGACUGGCCAUGUGAUCCUUUAACA
Racocetra persica is the source of this 454-nucleotide messenger RNA. The record is from the annotation of a GenBank genome assembly. NCBI's taxonomy places the organism in Eukaryota, Fungi, Glomeromycota, Glomeromycetes, Diversisporales, Gigasporaceae.